AUGAGCCUCUACAAUGGCCCGCCGCGCCCAGGCCGGGACGUGUACUGGUACACCCGGGACAAGUCCGCGCAAGAUGCGGUUCAGGAUGAGAUAAAAGCUGUUAAGAAGAGGGAAGAGGAGCUGAUGAUGGAGGUCCUAGGCCUCAAACCUAAGACGGCGAGCAAGCCUGCCCCACAGUUCGACAAGCAUGAAUUAAACGAAUUGAUCAAGGGGAGGCAGGAAGAACAUGAGCAGCUUGAUAAGGUUGAUGCGACCGCGCAUGAGGCGCAGCGGAUGAAGGGGCUGGGCUACGUACUCGGGCCCGGGGUUCCCUCCGAGGCUGUGCACACUACGCUGCCUGGCGUGGGCCACACAGGCCCCGGGCCAAACGCGCAGCAAGCGCCACAGAUGCUAGCGUCCGCAGGCGCAGCGGCACCUUCAACUGGCUUGAAGUCAGAUGCGAACGUAGCACUGGCUACUCAUGGGACUGUGGAUCACCUCAAGGCGCUGCGGAGGGCGGAAAAGCGGUCCAGGAUGGAAGCCAAAGAGGACGCCAAGAAAGUGAGCAGGGUAUAUAAGGAACUGCGGUUUGGCUUCAUGAGCUAUGGGAACAGGCGGGAUGAUCUGGCUAAGAAGGAAAUGAAGAGGUCUAAGAAGGAGCUUAAAAAGGCUCGGAGGGAAGGCGAAGGCGCAAAGACGCAGGGCCGAGCUACAGCCCACGGAAGCAGCGACACUCCCACCGCGACAGCCGCAGCCCAGGCCGCGACCGACGCCAUGUCCGCAGCCGGAGCCGCAGCUGUGAGCCCAUGGGGUUCAGGCGUCGGGAUCCAGGAAUGCAGGCUAAACUAUACGGAGGCUUUGCGGCAGGGGACCGGCAAGGGCCUUGUGCAUUCGAUGCUGCGCGUGGCAACCCUUGGGACGGUCAUGGCAGGGGUAACAGCGGCUAUGCGAGUGCUGGCGAGUGGGUUGGGCAGGGGUCUAGGGAAGUGGCCGGGGCUGUAG
Volvox carteri f. nagariensis is the source of this 981-nucleotide messenger RNA. RefSeq lists its product as uncharacterized. Lineage: Eukaryota; Viridiplantae; Chlorophyta; Chlorophyceae; Chlamydomonadales; Volvocaceae. The transcript has 6 exons. The coding region runs from base 1 to 981 and encodes 326 amino acids. The record is from RefSeq and is a predicted model, not a curated record.